Molecule: messenger RNA, 1091 nt
Organism: Otolemur garnettii (small-eared galago)
Lineage: Eukaryota; Metazoa; Chordata; Mammalia; Primates; Galagidae
Gene: NOSIP
Product: nitric oxide synthase interacting protein
Exons: 9
Coding region: 148-1053 (301 amino acids)
Cellular component (GO): nucleus
Molecular function (GO): ubiquitin protein ligase activity
Source: RefSeq, a predicted model, not a curated record
AAGACAAGGAUAAGAUGUCGGAUUUCUGACUCCCUGUCAAUCAUUAACAGAGCUCUGUAGGCGGCCCAAGUUUGAAGUUGAACUACAUCUCCCAGCAUCCCCUAGAAAUAGCCUCCGUCCUUCGUGCAGCUCUCUUGAGUUCCGCUGAUGACACGGCAUGGCAAGAACUGCACUGCGGGAGCUGUCUACACCUAUCACGAGAAGAAGAAGGACACAGCGGCCUCAGGCUAUGGGACCCAGAACAUCCGACUGAGCAGAGAUGCCGUAAAGGAUUUUGACUGCUGCUGCCUGUCUCUGCAGCCUUGCCACGAUCCUGUCGUCACCCCAGAUGGCUACCUGUACGAGCGAGAGGCAAUCCUGGAGUACAUUUUGCACCAGAAGAAGGAGAUUGCCAGGCAGAUGAAGGCCUAUGAGAAGCAGCGAGGUGCCCAGCGGGAUGAGCAGAAGGAGCUGCAAAAGGCAGCGGCCCAAGACCACGUGCGUGGCUUCCUAGAGAAGGAGGCAACCAUUGUGAGCCGUCCCCUCAACCCCUUUACUGCCAAGGCUCCCACCGGGACUGGCCCAGAUGAUGCCCAGCCUGGACCCAGUGCGGGACCCCCAGGAAAGGACAAGGACAAAGUGCUGCCCAGCUUCUGGAUCCCCUCCUUGACUCCCGAGGCCAAGGCCACCAAACUGGAGAAGCCAUCACGCAUAGUCACCUGCCCCAUGUCUGGGAAACCACUGCGCAUGUCGGACCUGACGCCGGUGCGCUUCACACCUCUGGACAGCUCCGUGGACCGUGUGGGGCUCAUCACGCGCAGUGAACGCUACGUGUGUGCUGUGACCCGCGAUAGCCUGAGCAAUGCCACUCCAUGUGCUGUGCUGCGGCCCUCUGGGGCUGUGGUCACCCUUGAGUGCGUGGAGAAGCUGAUUCGGAAGGACAUGGUGGACCCAGUGACUGGUGACAAGCUCACAGAUCGUGACAUCAUCGUGCUACAGCGGGGUGGCACGGGCUUUGCAGGCUCUGGAGUGAAGCUGCAGGCUGAGAAGUCACGGCCAGUGAUGCAGGCCUGAGUGUGCGCAGGGGAGACCAAAUAAACAGGCUCAGGUGC